Molecule: messenger RNA, 474 nt
Organism: Thlaspi arvense
Lineage: Eukaryota; Viridiplantae; Streptophyta; Magnoliopsida; Brassicales; Brassicaceae
Source: the annotation of a GenBank genome assembly
AAAAUAUACCAAAUCCAAUUUCUUUUCCUUUUAUUUCCUGCGAGUUUGUUCAAUCCUUUGAUCACGACUAUCCUCUUUGGCUUGAAAUUGAUGCAAACAGGGAAAAUUCUGUUGGAUGGUGUUGAACUAAAGACGUGCACUUGAAGUUUUUGCGUGGACAAAUCGGGCUUGUGAAUUAAGAACCUGCGCUUUUUGCCACAACCAGAUGCAACAAUGGUCGAAGUUGGAGCUGCUGCUUAUGCUGCCAAGGCCCAUAGCUUUCAUUGUAUACUAUUUUUGUUCUCUUAUUGUAUAUGUUUCACGUCAUUCCCUGCCUUGAGUUUACAUCUCAUCUUUCUAGUAUAUGUGUUCUUUCAGAUGUUAUGAAUGUUAGAUAUAUAUACGGAACAUUCCUCACUAAUGUCUAUCCCUUUUUCUUUAAUUUCGGCUAAGGUGAAGCUUAGAGAUAAAUGAAUAUGUCAUAUAGAAUCUCGG